This is a messenger RNA of Brenthis ino (lesser marbled fritillary), 2427 nucleotides long. NCBI's taxonomy places the organism in Eukaryota, Metazoa, Arthropoda, Insecta, Lepidoptera, Nymphalidae. The record is from the annotation of a GenBank genome assembly.
AUGCAUUUCAAGGAGUCGUUUGCGAUGAACGAUCGUCCGAACGAGCGCGGCCGUCGCAACUCCCGAUGCAAGGGCGCUGGCGUCAAGAUGGAGCAUUUCCAGGCGGCGCUGGACCCUCGCAAGCAGGAGCUGCUGGAGGCUCGCUUUCUGGGCGCCAAGGUGAGCGCAGGGGCGAUACUAGUAGAAACCCAACGAGUCACCGAGUUCAAGACGAUGUCAGCUGGGUCACAAAUUCAGAUGGCACCACAAACUACUGUCAACACGGGGCAGCCACUACAUAAUCAGGACUCCAAUAUGAGCACAGGGUCUUCGCAUAGUGAUAAAGAAAUAGAUGCUUUGACACCUGAAAAGUCAGCUGCUAUGAGAGGUUCAAAUGCAGUCCCUGGCAGUGCUCUUGUACCACCAAGUGGUGCCACACCUACUAUAGCGAUGCCAGAAAGGAAAAGAAAACGAAAAGGUGACGAAGGUGUUGGCGGUGGUGGAGGAGGUGGUGGCAAACAAAGGCAUAACUCAUCAGACAAAAAUAUUAGAGAAUAUUUUUCAAAACAUCCCUCAUCUAGUCCUGUCCGGCAUGCUGGUGCAAAGUCACCUUCGCCACAGGGCGCAAACUACCCUAUGUACCCACCUUCACCUUCAUCAUCACUGCCCUUGGGAGCUGAUUUUCUACGUUCCGCCUCGCAACAGAGACCUCACACUUCUGAAAAAAAGAUUUCAACAGAACUGACAUGUCAGAGGAUACAAGAGUUAGAAACUCAAGCUUCGUCUGACUUAGAACUAAGGAAUAAUAGAAUAGAAGAAUUAACAAGAAAUAAUGAAGAGCUAAAACACCAGGUUCAAGCACAGAGCAAGGUGAUAGAUCAACAAAAAUCACAUAUAAAUAAAUGUAUAGAAGUGGUUAAGAAAUUGUUAAAUGAGAAAAGUACUAUUGAAAAAAAGGAAGCUAGACAGAGAUGUAUGCAAAAUAGAUUAAGACUUGGUCAGUUUGUUACUCAGCGUGUUGGCGCUACCUUCCAAGAGAAUUGGACUGAUGGAUAUGCAUUUCAAGAAUUAACUAGGCGGCAAGAAGAAAUAACGGCAGAAAAAGAAGAAAUAGAUAGGCAAAAGAAGCUGUUGUCAAAGAAGCGGCCGUCGAACGAGGGCGGCGGCGGGCGCGGCAAGCGCACGUCGAGCGUGUCCGCGCCCGCCACGCCGCAGCCGCAGCCGCUGCACAACGGCACCGACGCGCCCACCUUCCUCAAGCCCGACCCCCUGCCCAGCAUGACGUGGCAGGAGUAUUACGAGGCUGAUGAAAUACUUAAGUUGAGGCAAAGUGCCUUAAAGAAAGAAGAUGCAGAUUUGCAGCUAGAGAUGGAGAAAUUAGAAAGGGAAAGAAAUUUACAUAUUCGAGAGCUUAAACGGAUACACAAUGAAGACCAAAGUCGUUUCUCACAGCAUCCUGUGCUCUCGGAGAGGUAUUUACUCUUAAUGCUACUAGGCAAGGGUGGUUUCAGCGAAGUGCACAAAGCGUUCGACCUGCGCGAGCAGCGCUACACGGCGUGCAAGGUGCACCAGCUCAACAAGGACUGGAAGGAGGACAAAAAGGCCAACUACAUCAAACAUGCACUGCGGGAGUAUAAUAUACACAAGGCUCUUGAUCACCCACGAAUUGUAAAGCUGUAUGAUGUUUUUGAAAUAGAUGGAAAUUCGUUUUGUACAGUACUCGAAUACUGCAAUGGCCAUGAUCUCGAUUUUUAUCUCAAACAGCAUAAAACAAUACCGGAGCGUGAGGCCAGGUCCAUAGUGAUGCAAGUGGUGUCUGCACUAAAGUACCUGAACGAGAUCAAACCGCCGGUCAUCCACUACGACCUGAAGCCCGGCAACAUCCUGCUGACCGAGGGCAAUGUGUGCGGUGAGAUCAAAAUAACAGACUUUGGACUGUCCAAGGUCAUGGAUGAGGAGAACUAUAAUCCUGACCACGGCAUGGAUCUCACCAGUCAGGGUGCUGGCACUUAUUGGUACUUGCCGCCAGAGUGCUUCGUAGUUGGCAAGAACCCACCAAAGAUAAGUAGUAAGGUGGAUGUGUGGAGCGUUGGUGUCAUCUUCUACCAGUGCCUGUACGGCAAGAAGCCGUUCGGCCACAACCAAAGCCAGGCGACAAUACUGGAGGAAAACACCAUACUAAAGGCUACUGAAGUUCAGUUUGCCAAUAAACCUACAGUCAGUAACGAGGCUAAGAGCUUCAUCCGCGCGUGCCUAGCGUACCGCAAGGAGGAGCGGAUCGACGUGUUUGGGCUGGCGCGGCACGAGUACCUGCAGCCGCCCAUGCCAAAGCCGCGCGGCGCGGCGGCGGGCGCAGGCGGCGGCGCGGGUGCGGGUGCGGGCGCGGGGGGCGCGGGCGCGGCGCCGGCCGCCUUCAGCGCGGGCCUGUUCGCGGCCGGCUCGUCGUCC